GCACUAAAGGAGGGGGGCGAGGAAGGCCGCGACAACUUGACCGACACUACCCUAGACAAACCUGGCUUUAACACCCCCUGGCCUGCUGCCACCUCCGGGGCCCCGAGGGUUCUUAGCACCCCUUCUGGAGGGCCCAUCCAGGAGGCUCCUGUUAGCACCCCUGAGGAAGGGACCAUUCCUCAGGCACCUCAUCCCACACAAGCGACAACCGCUGAGGAGAGCACUGCACAGGCAUGUGAACCUGCACAGGUGAUCGAGGUGCCGAGCUCAGAGGAUCAAGAAGAGGAGGCGGAAGGUUUCGAUGCCGCGACUAGCCGGUGGCGACCGCUGGCUCGUGAUGCCACGGCGACUUCGCGCGAGUGGGGGCAUGCCGAUGCGAUCCGAGAGCUUCUCUACAAGACAGCGCGCAAAGCCAUCAAGGACCCCAGAGCUGCCGCCUUCGAGCUUGCCACCGGCCGUCUAAAAGUGUCCCCGUUUGAUGAAUCAACUAUCCAAGAGGUGCGCGCGCAGAUUGCUGCGAUGCUUCCUGACCCCACGGCUGCUAUGGAGGUUCCUACAGGGCAGCCCUUCAUGUUGCACUUGCUAUCGCAAUCACUUGAGGUGUUGGGGGAUCCUGACUUCGAGAUCUUGGACCAUGGGUCGGAAUCAUUCGCAGAGGGCGUACCGCUUGGUUGGGAUAAGCCGAUUGCGAGGACGCCUCAAGUGUUCCCAAAGCGUACCACGUUUCGAAAGUUGGACCAAUCAGACUUCGACCCUUCGAUGCUUAACUAUCGCUCAGCUGAGUUGAAUGCCGAACAGCUUGAAGCGAAGUUUCGUGAGGAUGAGCGGGCCGGGCUCAUGGUUUGCACGACCGAAGCAGAGGCAAGGCGAAUCUACGGUGCUACUUCUGUGCUCAUCGCAGCAAUGGGCGCGGUGACUAAAGCCAGCGGUGAUGUCAGGCCGUUGCAUGACGGCACACACGGCAUAAACCUCAACAACAAGAUCAAGAUACUGGAUAAGCUGCAAGUCCCCGGACCUGAGGAUCUUCAAGAAGUUGCAUCACGAGUGAAAGAAAGCAAGGAGGCUCCUUUUGCCUUGUGUGCAGACAUAAAGCAAGCGCAUCGGAAUGUCAAG
Symbiodinium necroappetens is the source of this 1113-nucleotide messenger RNA. Lineage: Eukaryota; Dinophyceae; Suessiales; Symbiodiniaceae. The record is from the annotation of a GenBank genome assembly.